This is a messenger RNA of Apus apus (common swift), 10140 nucleotides long. It is a transcript of the gene MYO7B, whose product is annotated as myosin VIIB. The coding region runs from base 2181 to 8759 and encodes 2192 amino acids. Gene Ontology annotation, molecular function: ATP binding; protein binding; cytoskeletal motor activity. Gene Ontology annotation, cellular component: myosin complex; cytoskeleton. Lineage: Eukaryota; Metazoa; Chordata; Aves; Apodiformes; Apodidae. The transcript has 50 exons. The record is from RefSeq and is a predicted model, not a curated record.
GGCGCAGCCGCCGCCGUCGCUGACGACCCCGGUGUGUUUCCGGGGCCCGCGGGCCCCGGGCCCGCUCAGCGCCGCCCCGGGUGGCCCCGCACCCCCCGCAGCCGCUGGAGGCACCUCCGGAGCAACAGUUCAUCUUCUGCCCGGGACGGGAGAGGCUUUGCCCUUAAGCGACAGGUGGCCGUGUCUGCCUCCCGCAAAUGCCGUGAGCGGAGGGAAGGCGGGUCUGUGCCCGGGGCAGCGGGCCCCGGGGCAGGUCUGCAGCAGCACUUGUGGGGCUGCUGGCUGAGAAGGGGGCCCGAGCCUGGCCCUGGCGCUGAGGAUUGCAUGUCUCAACAGAUCUAGAUCCCAGCUGAGUCUGUGGUUCAAUCCAGUUCAUGUGUGGGUGGUUCCUCCAGAUUUAGCCUUCAGCAUCAACUGAAAGUUAGUCCUGAACUCCCCUGUAAUUGCUGACAUCUGGAAUAAACACAGGGGCAGAACCAUCCCUGCCGUGUUCAGGAAUUGUUGUGUUCCAUUUUAGUAACCUCUGUCCUCCGAGCAGGUGCAUUAUUCAAUCCUUUGGCAUGCCUGCCAUGUGUCAGUGGAGGAUUACCAGGGAUGACUGCUGUCCCCGAGGUGCUGUUUCAAAAUGGAAAGCCUAACAAGCACAUGGUGCUGCUCUCCUGCCCCUCCUCCUCUAGCAAGCAAACCAUUUUCCAAGAAAGUUCAGGUUAAUGUGUGAAAACAUAAAACAGCUGAGGUUUAUUUGGGAUGUUUCUAAACAACAGUGAUUUUUAUAGUCCUACAUGCUAUGCUUCUUUCCAGGGACAUCAAAACUUACUAAGCUGAGUGCUCAGGGCAAAAUGCAUCACUGUUUCUGCUUUGCUAGAGGCAUUUUAGAAUGGAUGGCAGGGAGGUGACACCACUAUUAACUAACCUGCUCCAGCAGCAAGCACAGCUACAGAGCAGUAGUACAAACACAGAUGAACCCUCUGAAGGUUCUCUGAGGAUGAACCCUCAACACCUUGUACAGUGUUUUGCUUAGAGUGAUAAAGUGGCAGUGGAGUCAGAUGCUUUUUGGUUACAAUCCUAUAGUCUUAGCAGAAAUGUAGAAACCCCCAUAAAACACAUAGGGGAUGUAUAUUUGUGGACACAUAAAACACAUAGAGAAUGUCUCUGUUUAUAGCUCUCAGUCUUUUCCAGAUAGCCUGAAAGGUCCCUCAGUGAUCCUCAGGACCACACUCUAAAUGGCACCGUGUCAUUUUCCUCUUUUUGUAUUACUUCUACUGCCUUUACCCUUUGCACUGUGUGGUGUCACUUGGUUCUUUUCUGGAAGGACAGGCACACGUGCCAGUAUGUGCUGGGAGGCUCCUGAUGUUUCACCAACCCAGAAAGAAAUGUAAAGUCUUGUCACAACUGACUAAAGAGAAGGCAGAGUUACAACUUCAACGUGACUCAUUGCAACACAGCAAAUAAAGUUCUCUGCUGACAAAACAAAGAUAGGAAAUACCAAGCUGGGAGUGAGGUGACAGAAAAUAAUGGACAAGGGGAAACAAAAACUAAUAACAAGAACAACAAAAGAUCUGGAAUAAUGGUACCAAGUACCAAGGUGCCUGGAAACAGAGCAGUCUGCCACAUGUUGAAGCUCCAGGCAGGAGCAUGAUGGCAGCCUCCCUUGGAAAUGAGUCAUUUACAAAUACAUGCUGUGUGCUGCAGAGAUGGCAAGGCACUGCUCCAAAUUCUGGCUGCUCUGAUGAGAGAACAGAGAACUCUGCAUUUCUGAAAGUGGAAGGAGGCCCAGAGGUUUCUUCCUAGUUCCGCCUGGCACCGCAGGGCAGUGCUGGGGUGCUCACCAGUGGGCACGCUGGGCUUGGGCCCUCAUCAGCCAGACCUUGCUGGCACUUGCUGGCCUGUAACAUACCCUCCUAACACCACCUUGGCAGCAUCCCAAAAGGACAGCUAGCGUGACAUUCAGACCAUAAUGGGAUUGCCCAGCGGGGGGAAUGACCUGCCUUCCAGCAAGUAAGCAGCGCCCACUUGGUAUGCGAAGGUGUGCAAUGACCCCAGAGCCCCACCAGCCUCUGCACUACACCCUGACCUGGCUGGGAUGAAAGGAGCCCUUCUCUGAGGGACAGAAUGCUCCAGACAGCCAAGGGAUGCACCUGGAAAUCCUUCACAGGUUACGUACAGUGAGCUGAAACAUAAUGGUGGUUUUCAGAAAGGGUGAUCAUGUGUGGCUGGAAACUCAACCAUACAGUGAAUUUAAUGUCCCUAUUGGGGCAGUUGUAAAGGAAUCUGACUCAGGACGGAUCUUGCUGGAGGAUGAUGAAGGCAAGGAGCACUGGAUCACAGCUCGGAACAUGCACAUGGUGCACCCAAUGCACCCCUCCUCUGCCCAGGGGGUGGAAGACAUGAUCUGCCUCGGGGAUCUGCAUGAAGCAGGCAUGGUGCACAACCUCCUCAUCCGCCACCAGCAGCACCAGAUCUAUACCUACACAGGAUCCAUCUUGGUAGCAGUGAAUCCAUACCAGCUGCUGCCCCUGUACACAGUCGAUCAGAUCAGACUGUACUGUAACAAGAGGAUUGGAGAGCUGCCACCUCACGUCUUUGCCAUUGCAGACAACUGUUAUUUCAAUAUGAAGAGGAACAAGAGAGACCAGUGCUGCGUGAUCAGUGGAGAAUCUGGAGCUGGGAAGACUGAGAGCACAAAGCUGAUACUACAGUUUUUGGCAGCUAUUAGUGGCCAGCAUUCCUGGAUAGAGCAGCAAAUCCUAGAGGCGAACCCCAUUCUGGAAGCUUUUGGGAACGCCAAGACAAUUCGAAAUGACAAUUCAAGCCGCUUUGGGAAAUACAUUGAUAUCCACUUCAACCAAAAUGGGGUGAUAGUAGGAGCCCGGAUAGAGCAGUUUCUUCUGGAGAAGUCCCGGGUGUGCCGGCAGGCUCCCGAGGAGAGGAACUAUCACAUCUUCUACUGCAUGCUAAUGGGGAUGAAUACAGAGCAGAAGAAGAUGCUGAAUCUGAGCACUGCUUCAGAGUACACUUAUCUCACUAUGGGCAACUGCAUGUCCUGCGACAGCCGGAACGAUGCCAAGGACUAUGCCCACAUCCGCUCAGCUAUGAAGAUCCUCAUGUUCUCAGAUUCUGAGCACUGGGACAUCAGCAAACUGCUGGCUGCCAUCCUGCACCUGGGGAACGUUGAGUUCGAAGCGGCUGUGUACGACAACUUGGACUGCUCUGAUGUGAUGGACUCGCCACACUUUGCAGUUGCAACCAAACUGCUCGAGGUGGACUCCAGUGAACUCCAGAACAGCCUCACAAACCUCUCCAUCAUUGUCCGAGGAGAAAGUGUGUCCAGGCCUCUGAAUAUAGUUCAAGCUGCAGAUGGGAGGGAUGCCUUCGUGAAGGGUAUAUAUGGACGGAUUUUCCUGUGGAUAGUGAACAAGAUCAACUCAGCCAUUUUCAGCCCAUCUACUCAGAAGCCUAAAGACAGACGUCAGUCCAUUGGGCUACUAGAUAUUUUUGGGUUUGAAAACUUCAGCAACAACAGCUUUGAGCAGCUCUGCAUUAACAUUGCCAAUGAGCACCUUCAGCAGUUCUUUGUGCACCAUGUCUUCAAGCUGGAGCAAGAGGAAUACCUUGCAGAGCACAUUGCCUGGAAUAACAUUGACUUCACUGAUAACCACCAGGCUCUGGACAUCAUUGCACUCAAGCCUAUGAAUAUCAUCUCCCUCAUUGACGAAGAGAGCAAGUUCCCAAAGGGCACAGAUGCCACCAUGCUCAUCAAAAUCAAUUCCCUCCACGGCAAAAGUAAAGUCUACAUCCCACCUAAGAGUGUCCAUGACACCAAGUUUGGCAUCAACCAUUUUGCUGGGGUUGUCUUUUAUGAAUCUAAAGAUUUCCUGGAGAAAAAUCGGGACACACUGAGUGCUAAUGUCAUGCAAGUGGUUCAUUCCUCCAAAAACAAAUUCCUGAGAGAGAUUUUCCAGGUAGAAACAACUCCACCUAGUCUGGGACGUGGGACUAUCCGGCAUCUUGGAGCUGACCAAGCCUACAAGUCUUUAUCUCAGUGUGGCUUUCUGCUGUCCAGAACACCUGGCCAUGGACAGGGCUUGGAUACCACCAAAAGGCUCUCUACUCUGGGAGGACAGUUCAAGCAAUCCCUGGAGAAGCUUAUGAAAAUCCUUGAGCAGUGCCAGCCAUUCUUCAUCCGCUGCAUCAAACCCAACGACUACAAGAAACCACUGUUGUUCGACCGGGAGCUGUGUAUCAAACAGCUGCGGUACUCGGGGAUGAUGGAGACCAUUCGGAUCAGGAAAGCUGGCUACCCAAUUCGCUACAGCUUUGAGGAGUUCUUCCAGAGGUACAGAGUUCUCCUGCCAGCGCCUCUCCGAGAACAGCUGAAGAAUGAUGCUCGACAGAGCUCCAUCCACAUCUCUGAAGCCAUGCUGGGCAAGGAUGACAGCUGGCAAGCUGGAAGGACAAAGAUUUUCCUUAAAGAUCAUCAUGAUACAAUAUUGGAGCUGCAACGCCAAAAUAUACUCACAGAUAAGGUUCUUCUUAUCCAGAGGGUGAUGAGAGGAUUGAAGGACAGGAAGCAGUUUCUGAGGCAGAGGAAGUCUGCUGUAGCCAUUCAGUCAGCCUGGCGAGGCUACUGCUGCAGGAAGGAGUUCAGAAUGGUGUUGCUGGGUUUCGGGCGCCUGCAGGCUCUCUGCCGCAGCCGGCAGCUGGCCAAGCAGUAUGAAGCCACCCGGGCUCGUGUCAUCAGGCUUCAAGCCCUGUGUCGUGGCUACCUGGUGCGUCAGAAGCUCGCAGAGCAGAAGAAAGCUGUGUGUGUUCUACAGGCAUAUGCAAGGGGCAUGUUUGCUCGCCGAGUCUACCAGAGGAUGAAGAGGGAGAACAAGCACAGGCUGGAAGCCAGGAAUAUCCGAUUGGAAGAAGAGAAACGUCUCAUCCAAGUCCUUGGACCGGUGAAAGCAAGGGAAGAAGCUAUGAGAUUAGAAAAGGAACACCUGACUAUGCUGGAGAAAGAGGAGGAAGAAACAAGACAAAGGAUGCAUGCUCUUGCCAAUAAACCAACGAGUCAUGAUGUUAUCAGUGACCAAGAAAUGGUGGACAAAAUUUUUGGGUUUUUACCUUCUAUGAUCGGAGGCCAAGAAGGACAGGCUCCUCUGGGUUUUGAGGACUUGGAAACAAAGCCUAACAAGCUGAAUGAGGUGGACCUGGACAUGGUUCCCAUGAGUGUGGAGCUAGAUGAGGAAGCAGAUGGCUUGGAAGAGUACACCUUCCCAAAGUUUGCAGCUACUUAUUUUCAGGGGUCAUCUACACAUACACAUAUCCGGAGACAGCUGCGGCACCCACUACUCUACCAUGAUGACAAGGACAAUGUCCUGGCCUCUCUAGUCGUGUGGGUUGUCAUCCUGAGGUUCAUGGGGGACCUGCCAGAGCCAGCAAUGUUUGCCAAGAAUGCCACCUCCAAAAGCAGCUCCGUGAUGACACAGAUAUAUGACACAAUUGGCAGGAAAAAUCAGGUCCAGUUCAGGAAUGACGGCCCAAAUAUGAGAGAAAGCAGAAAGGAUAACAAGUUUUCCAAGGGUAUCUCUUCCCUGAAGCUGAAACGGUCAUCCAAGUUGACAGGGAAGGUGACAGACCAGCUGAGGAGUGGAGAGGAGGCUUUCCAAGAGGACAGCUCCAUCUCUGAGAGACCUAUGUCCAACCUAGAAAAAGUGCACUUCAUUAUUGGCAAUGCAAUCCUGCGCCCUGCCAUCAGAGAUGAGAUUUAUUGCCAGAUUUGCAAACAACUCACUGAAAACAGCAACAGGAGCAGCUAUGCUCGAGGCUGGAUCCUUCUGUCACUUUGCCUUGGUUGCUUUCCUCCUUCAGACACAUUUGUGAAGUACCUGUUGAAUUUCAUCCACCACGGGCCCACAGGCUAUGCACCAUAUUGUGCUGAACGUCUGAGACGUACCUAUGUCAACGGAGCACGGACUGAACCUCCAAGCUGGCUGGAACUUCAGGCAACAAAGCAGAAGAAACCCAUUAUGUUUAAUGUCACCCUCAUGAAUGGCCAAAGCAUCACUGUCCCUGCAGACUCUGCUUCCAUUGCCAAAGAGAUCUGCCAGUUCAUAGCAGAUAAAACCAAACUGAAGGAUGUGUUUGGUUUUUCACUCUACAUUGCUGUGUUUGAUAAGGUGUGGUCUCUGGGUGGGGGACGAGAUCAUGUCCUGGAUGCCAUCUCCCAGUGCGAGCAGCUGGCGAAGGAGCGGGGCACACACCAACGCCACGCGCCCUGGCGCCUCUACUUCCGAAAGGAAAUCUUCACCCCUUGGCACAACUCCCAGGUGGAUCCUGUCAGCACUGACCUCAUUUACCACCAAGUAAUCCGUGGCAUCCGAUUUGGAGAGUACCGUUGUGAAAAGGAGGAGGAUUUGGUGGAGAUAGGUGCAAAAUAUUGUUACAUCCAAUUUGGAGAUUCCAUCCACAAUGAACUUGUGCAGAAGGUGCUUCAUGAAUAUAUCCCAGUGAAACAGCUGAGAUCCAAGCCCAUGGAAAAGUGGGUGAGCCUUAUAACCUACGCACAUGCUAAGGCCCCAUACACACAGGACCGUCUCUCCCGUCAGGCUGUGAAGGAACAACUUGUAGAUUUUGCUCGUUUCCAGUGGCCUUUGCUUUUUUCUCGAUUCUUUGAAGUUACUAAGUUCUCAGGUCCCAGUUUACCCAAGAACUACUUUAUAGUUGCCAUAAAUUGGAAAGGUAUCUGCUUCUUGGAUGAGUCAGAAAAGAGGCUCCUCGAGCUCACCUUCCCAGAGAUAACAGGCAUCCACACCAACAGGGCAGUGAAGUCAUUUGGACAGAGUUGCACUCUCAUCACCCUUCGUGCUGAGGAGUUUGUCCUGACGUCUGUAAACAGCAUUGUCAUUGCUGAGCUGGUGGUCAUGUUCCUGGAAGGACUGAAGAAGAGAUCACAAUUCGCCAUGGCAAUGUAUGAGAAAAAAUCCCAAGAAGACUCUGCCAUCCUGUCCUUCAAGAAGGGAGACUUGCUAAUCCUUACCAAAGAUAAAAGGCUGGAUGAAAACUCUGGAUGGAUCUCUGCCCAGAAUGAAAGGACAGGAAAAACAGGGAAUGUAUUUUUGGAAGAGAUCUACAUCAUCCCUUCUCUCACAAAACCAUCUAGUCAAGUGCUGAGUUUGCUGAUGAUGUCUCCAGACCAGAGGAGGACAGCUUCACAGAAGUCCUAUGUGGACGAACCUGAUGAAGAGGAUCUCAGAAUGAAGCCUUACACCUUGGAGGAGUUUUCCUAUGAACACUUCAGGACUCCUGAGAAGGAAUCCAUCAGCAAAGCAGUUCUCCAGAAGUCCCGCGGGCGCAGUCAGCUGUGGGCACACUCUAAGGAGCCCUUGAAGCAGCCCCUGCUGAAGGCAGCGUGCACAGACCCUGAUCUUCGGGACUUGGCAUGUCAGGCCUUCAUUGCCAUCAUGAAAUUCAUGGGGGACUAUCCCUCAAAGCAGGCACACUCCUCUGUGGAGGUCACUGACCAGAUAUUUGUUGCAGCUAUGCAGGAGGAAGUCCUGCGGGAUGAGAUUUACUGUCAGAUUAUGAAGCAACUGACGGAGAACAGAAACAGGUACAGUGUGACCAAGGGCUGGCAGCUCCUUUGGCUCUGCACUGGCCUGUUCCCACCCAGCAAGUCACUGCUGAAACAUGCCCAAAAGUUCAUGGAGACACAUCAGAAAGAGACACUGGCCCUGGAAUGCAGUCGGAGGAUUCAGACAGUGAUGAGGAGUGGCUCCAGGAAGUGGGCACCUCACCCUGUGGAAGUUGAGGCCAUCUUACAGAACAAUACGAAGAUUUCACACAAGAUUUGUUUCCCCAAUGAAACAGAACAGACAUUUAAUGUGGGAACAAACACCAAAGUUCGGGCCCUGUGUCAGAACAUUGCUUCCAAAUUGCAGCUGAGUUCCUGGGAAGGUUUCAGCCUCUUUGUGAAGAUUGCAGACAAGGUGAUCAGUCAGAAUGAAGCAGACUACUUCUUUGAUUCACUAAGGCAGGUGACAGACUGGAACAGGAGAAACAAACCAGGGAAAGAUGGGGCUGCUCUGUCUGUGGCUUACCAGGUGUACUUCAUGAGAAAACUGUGGCUGAAUGUAACUCCUGGGAAGGACCUGAAAGCUGAUUCCAUUUUCCAUUACCACCAGGAGUUGCCCAAGUACCUCAGAGGCUACCACAAGUGUUCCAAGGAUGAAGCUGUCCAGCUGGCAGGGCUGAUUUAUAAAGUGCGCUUCAACAACGACCGCACGCAGCUGGCAACCAUCCCCAAAUUCCUGAAGGAGCUGGUGCCAGACAAUUUACUCCGAGCAAUCUCACCAGAUGAGUGGAAGAAGAACAUUAUUGCAGCAUACAGCAAACAUGAAGGAAAAACCGUGGACGAGGCCAAGAUUGCCUUCUUGAAAUUGAUACACCGGUGGCCAACAUUUGGGUCAGCCUUCUUUGAGGUGAAGCAAACCUCGGAGCCAAAUUUCCCAGAGAUUGUGCUGAUUGCAAUCAACAGGCAAGGAGUCUCACUGAUCCAUCAAAAGACAAAGGAUAUUUUAACAGUCUACCCCUUCAAUAAAAUCUCCAAUUGGAGCAGUGGGAGCACAUACUUUCACAUGACAAUAGGGAACCUGGUACGAGGAAAUCGGAUCUUAUGUGAGACAUCUCUGGGUUACAAAAUGGAUGACCUGUUAACAUCCUAUGUACACCUGCUAAUGAAUGCUGUGAACAAGCAAAAGAACCUCCCAGCCUGAGGGUGGAAAUACAACCCAAAACCUGUAUCUGUGCCAAACUACCUGUAAUUUCAUCUCUCAGAAGAAACGCCAUGUAAAAAAUAAUAAUAAUAUUGAUGAUUAGUUUCCUGGUGACACACAAUGAACUGUGUAGCUGAAAUACUACAAAAGAAGCUCAAGUGAGCAUGUGCUUUCAAAUAUCUGUAACACUUUUAGUUGUAGUAUAAGAAUUCCAUUCACAUGUUGGAUUUAGAUAAAGUUUAGCUGGAUUUUAAUGUAAUAUGGGGUGGGAGGUAGAGAAAACCUAAUAUGAGAGCCUCUUCUGAUACUCAAAACCUCCUCCAUUCUUCCAUCCUUCUAUCACUAGGUUAUGUGCUGCAGGGUCUAGUAGACCAUGACGGCCAGUUUCUGUCAGAAUGUAGCUGUCAUUCCUGUGUGCUGCUGAAUUUUCAUGCUGCCCACUGGCUUACCAUUGCCAUGGUUAAAUUAAAUAGCUUUCUUUAUUCCACAUUUUAUACUGCACUUGGAAACUACCAACUGCCUUCUACUAUGCAGUUUCUAGGAAGCAUAAACAAACUCUGAAAUGAGACUGAUCCAUUACUUUUACUCAGUUGCUCCUAUUUCAAGUUCUAGAUGUGCUAUUGAGCGCAAAUCAGAAUCAGAUAACUCAGUCUAACAGACUGAAAUGAGACUUUUCUCAUCUGUAAAAAUGUUCUCAGCUUGAAGUUAUGCAGACAUUCAUUCAUGAGACAAAAAUAAUAGCUUAAAUUUCUCCCAUAUUUUCUAUUUCCUCUUUAGCAGGCACUUUUGAGUGGUAAAAAUUGAGUCAGCAUUUGUUCAUCUCUCAGACCUUUGUAGACUUUGGUCCUAUAGAAACCAGAGUGUUAAAGCAUAUAUGCCCUGUGGUGGUAGAAGCCUAGAUGCUUACCCCAUCAGAAAAUAAGUACUUCUCCUGAAUGGCAAACCCUCCCUUGCUCCUAGUGAAACGUGGACAUGUCUUAAAGCAUUUACACCAAGUUCCUUGAGACACAAUCUGGCAGUGCUGGAGAAGCAGCGCUGUUAGAUCUCUCGAAUUUGCCAAUGUAUGCACAAUGGUUCUCUUGUUCCUCAGAUCCAUGCGUGUGAAAUUCAGACGCUAAUGGGAGUUUCCUACAUGGGUGGCAGGGAAGAGCCCCACUCUGUGCAUCAAAAUGAGUGCCAGGCUUGUUGAUCCUUUUGCAAGCAAUUAGAUAUUCCUGCUGUACUGUCCAUUGCUGGCAAUGGAAAUGUGAGGCUAAUGACUUUAGUUGUUUUGUCUGAUCUAACUAGCUGUGAGAAGCAUUCAAUACUUUACCUGUACAAAAAGAAAUGUUGCAGCCAAGCUGUAUUGUAUGGUUUUUCAAUAAACACUGCAGAAAAUCAA